GGAGGUUGGUACUAGCCCGGGGCCCUAUGCACUGUAACACGCAGCAACCGCCAUGGCAGCCCACUAUAGCAUGCAGCGCCUAUACAUGUCCGUAGCGGAGGCCAUGUAGCCGCAGUGUGUGCGCCGCAGGCCGCUGUAACCCGGCCCCUCCAACAGCACAGGUAUGCCGUGACUCGCCGCCAGCAGAGGGCGCUGCCACAACGGGAGACCAGGCCGCCCGCUCACCCGCCGGGAGCGAGUGACCCGAGUAGUAACGUUGGUCCUACGGCAGAGCCUGUCUUCCCGCCCGGCUUCCCCCAGAGAUGCCUCUGCUCUUCUUGGAGCGCUUUCCCUGGCCUAGCCUGCGGACGUACACCGCUCUGAGCGGCCUACUGCUGGGCCUUAGCCUCCUCAGCGCCUACCGCAGCCUGAGCGGGGAGCUGGAGGAGACAGAGGAGGGCGUCCCGGAGGAAGAGGCAGAAGAGGGCCGGGCACAGCUGUCAGGAGAUGCCGGGGAAGUGGCGGUGGAGCUAGGCCGGUACCUGGUGUCAGACAGCCUGGGAGUGUGGGUCCUGGUGAACACAGUGUGCUGCUUGUUGAUGCUUGUUGCAAAACUAAUUCAGCAUGUGGUGUUUGGUCCGUUACGUGUCAGUGAGAGACAGCAUCUGAAAGACAAGUUUUGGAACUUCAUCUUCUACAAGUUCAUCUUCAUCUUCGGAGUACUGAAUGUCCAGCAUGUGGAAGAGGUGGUGCUGUGGUUUCUCUGGUUUGCUGGCCUGGUCUUCCUCCUCCUUAUGGUGCAGCUCUGUAGAGACCGAUUUGAAUAUCUCUCCUUCUCUCCCACCACCCCAAUGAGCUGCCACAUCCGUGUUUUAGUUCUUCUGUUCACCAUGCUUGUGGUCUGCUGCGGGCUGGCCGUGCUGUGUGUGUUCGCUGGAUAUGAACACGGGAUGCACACACUGGCAUUCAUGGCUGCUGAGUGCUUGUUGGUAACAACGAGGACAGCUCAUGUUGUGUUGCGUUAUGUGAUUCACCUUUGGGACCUGAAUCACGAAGGAACAUGGGAAGGCAAGGGGACAUACGUAUAUUACACAGACUUUGUGAUGGAGCUUGGUCAUCUGUCUAUGGAUCUGAUGCAUCAUAUUCAUAUGCUGUUAUUUGGGAAUAUUUGGUUGUCAAUGGCAAGUCUGGUCAUCUUCAUGCAGCUGCGCCACCUUUUCCACGAACUGCAACGCAGACUACGACGCCACAAGAAUUAUUUGCGGGUCGUCGGGAACAUGGAGGCUCAUUUUGCUAUUGCCACUCCUGAGGAACUGGAAGCGAAUAAUGACGACUGCGCCAUUUGCUGGGAUUCUAUGCAGGCUGCGCGCAAGCUGCCCUGCGGGCAUCUGUUCCACAACUCAUGUCUCCGCUCUUGGCUGGAGCAAGACACGUCAUGUCCAACUUGCAGAAUGUCUCUCAAUAUGGCAGAUGGCAGCAGGCCUCGCGGGGAGCAACAAAGAGAGAACAUUGAGCCAAAUAUUAUCCCACUAACCGUGACAGAGGGACGACCCCGGCUAAAUCACCAUAAUCACUUCUUCCACUUUGAUGGCUCAAGGUUUGCCAGUUGGCUGCCAAGUUUCUCAGUGGAAGUGAUGCAUACGACUAACCUUCUGGGAAUUGCACAAGCCAGUAACUCGCAGCUGAAUGCCAUGGCCCGACAAGUUCUAGACAUGUUCCCACAAGUCCCAUAUCACCUAGUGUUACAGGAUCUUCAGCUCACUCGCUCUGUGGAGAUUACAACUGAUAAUAUUUUAGAAGGACGUAUCCAAGUACCUUUUCCCACGCAGAGACCUGAUGACCCCAGACCUGCUUCUGACAGUUCUCCAGAUGGCAGCGAGCUGGAUGAGAAUAAUACACUUGUUCAGACUGAGCGGGUUCCAUUGGAUCUGACACCAAAUGUGGAGGAAUAUGUCGAUUUCAGCGAAGUGGAACCACAGCCUGUGGAGGUGGAUGACUUUGAGGCCAGAGGCAGUAGGUUUUCCAAAUCUGCAGAAGAGAGACAACGAAUGCUUGUACAGAGGAAGGAGGACAUGGUGCAGUUGGCUAGAAGGCGCUAUUUGAAUGGAGCAUCAGACGAAGACUUGUCUACAUAUUCAGAAUAUCAGUUGUCUUCUACGGACUCGGUAACCAUUCGCAGACGCACGCUGGCAGCCGCUGCCGAGCGCAGAAUCCAGCUCCAGCAGCCCCCUCAAUAACGGCCAGAGCACAUGCAUCACUUUGCCUUGCUCCUUGUGCACAAGAGACUCCUACUGGCCCAGCAAUUUGCUUGCCAGCUGCCCCAGCGACGGACAGAGUCUGCUUUUGUCGUUUCUGUUUCUCCUGGCAGGCCUUGUUUUUAGAAGAAGCGAGACUGCUUCUUGGCUCUGGUGCACUCUUCGCGUGUUAGAUAAUGACUCUCUACCUGGAAGCUAACAACCAAUCUGCAGUCUCUGAGAGGAACCCAGAUCGGGGCACCUUGUCAGUAUUUAGAUGGAGGAAGACUCCUCUGGUGACUCUAGAUAUUAAAGUAAAAUACAUACUAAACUCUCAUCCUAUUUUUAUGUAUUUCUUGAGUAUCAACUAACCUUGCCAGCAGUGCUCACAGAUAUGGACCAUACUGUCUAUACUCACGGCCGUCCCAUAAUGAUGGCAUCUUGUUUACAGAUCUUUCAAAUUAAAUAUGUUUAUUGACCUUCAGUUGUCAUAUCCGGCAGUCCUAAGGACAGACAGACUCGUUCGUCUGUUAGUUCUUGACCAGGAGGAAUGGAACUCUAAUAGGUUGUUGGAUGAUUUCGCUGCCACACAGUCAUUGUGUCUACAAGUAUUCAGGGUGUUCCCGUGCUAUAAGACAGGAUAUAAAGAAACGUUAUAAGUACUAAUGGCUAGUGUUGGGAAGGGGUGGCUCGUAUGUAGUGAUGGGAAAGAGAUGUCCGGUAAGUAGAUAAUGAGGAGGAGAUUUGGGUAUGUUGCUGUUUUCUAUGGGGCUUGGUCCUGCAAGAUGGAGUUCUUCUGUUGCCAAAGGAUCAGUGUUAUUCGGCAGAGCUUGGCAUGGCAUGUUUUCGGUUCUACAGGCAAUACUUAUUAAGACUGCCAUGGCCACAGAUGUUCUACAGUAAAUUUUCGUUUUCCAUCUCCUGUUUUGUCGCUUGCACAACAUUAUUCAUUUAUGUGACCCUUACCAGACAGGCAGACUCACAUUUCUGUGAUUGGUUCAUGUGAACCAUGACUGCAGAAGACACCAGGCCUGCAAUUCCUUAGUUGACCUUCAGACAUUAACCUGUUGUACGUCUUAAUGUGCAACUGAGUACAUAAUCCCAUGGGUUUAUACCAUGUAAGAAUGUUGGGUGAGCCUGAGCCUUGCAACUAGGAAACCUUUUAUUUUAAUGCUGCACACGGUAAUUAUGCCUUGUGAUCUGACUAUUGCAAAUGCUGGACUUUAUUCUAAAAGAAAUAAAAAUAAACUUUUUAUCUGUG
This is a messenger RNA of Pseudophryne corroboree (corroboree frog), 3474 nucleotides long. It is a transcript of the gene AMFR, whose product is annotated as autocrine motility factor receptor. Gene Ontology annotation, molecular function: ubiquitin binding; ubiquitin protein ligase activity. NCBI's taxonomy places the organism in Eukaryota, Metazoa, Chordata, Amphibia, Anura, Myobatrachidae. The transcript is spliced from 14 exons. Gene Ontology annotation, biological process: endoplasmic reticulum unfolded protein response; ubiquitin-dependent protein catabolic process; protein K48-linked ubiquitination. The record is from RefSeq and is a predicted model, not a curated record. The coding region runs from base 303 to 2216 and encodes 637 amino acids. Gene Ontology annotation, cellular component: cytosol; endoplasmic reticulum; ubiquitin ligase complex.